AUGCCUGUCCGCAACCAUCUCCGCAAAGACGGGCAUCGAGGGCAGCUGUCACCACUGUUUCCUCGCCAUGAACUGAAGAUAUCAGGCCCUCUUCCACAUCCUUUUCCUGCUGCAUACGAAGCCGAGCCUCCGGUCACCCCAAACGUCCUGCCGGUUACCCCCAACGCCGCAGCUUUCAAUACCCCUUUCCUGGGUUCACCCCGCCAAUCUCACCACUAUCCGCAAACACCAAUUCAGUCUACCGCUUCUGACACCUCACGCCCAGCUACAUACCACCUACAUCCGUCCCCAGGGGCGCAUGCGUCCCAUUCUCAUCAGGACUCCCUUUCGAGCAAUGUAUCCAACUCCUCCGUCAUGCAUCGUCGGCGAGGGAGCACCCUCAAGACAGUAAUGCGGAAGAUAUUUGGUCGAAAGCCACGAGAUGAACUGGAUGAUCUUAAAUCCCCGCAAGAAAUCCCUGAACCAUAUCCUCAGUCGCCAGGUAGUUCCGAAGACAGUGUGAAAGAUCCAAUACAGAUCGCCUUAGGCUCGUCUUCCCAACCAUGGGCCUCCUCGGAGUUCUUAGACGUACGGGCACAUCGAAGGCGGGCUACCCUACCGAGUGUUGCGCUCUCAAUAAAUGAUGCCCUUGAGCUUACUUCGAAACUUGAAGCAGCUGCCACAUUCGACAGAAAAAGUUCAGCCGCAAGUCUUGACGCCCUUGCAAUAAAAGCUGAUAAUAUGUCGAAACGCCGGUCACGAAGUGCGUGUGGUUUGCGGGAUACCGCGAAGUCCCACCGUAUGUCCCCAAUCCAAUGGCGACGAAGGAGUGAUGAGAUCAGGUUUUGGAGAGCAAGCACCCUCCAUGAUUUUUCGGAGUCUCGACCGGAUACCAGGCCUGCGUCGCCAACAACCCAUCCUGACAUGGAAGAGAAAGGAGUGGACGUUAGCGAAGAGGUCACCGAUUGUCCUAUUGAAAGCACUGAAACGAAUGAAUCCGCACCAAGCGAUGAAGAAGGGUUUGAUUUUAAGAAUUUGAUGGAGAGCAUGCAGAUUGAGAAUGAUGUCACUUUAGCACAGCGAGUAGGGACUCUUGAAGUAAAAUUGAUGGAUCUGGAGUUUGCAAUCGCGAAACUACAAAACAAUAACGCUGAGGCAAAUGCAGUCAAGAAGAAGAACACAAGCUCCCCAGCCCGAGGAAGAACCAUGGGACCCAUUAACGACUCAAACCAGUUCAUCAGUUCCUUCAUAUCCACACCGAGCAUCACUCCCCCCUACGGAUCCCCUGCCGAAAUGGAACCGAUGCAGCGCAGCAGCCCUAUUACGCUGUGCAAACAUUCUUCUUUAGAACAUAUUUCACACUCACGGCGCCCUCCGUCACCAUACCGUUCUGACUCGGGAUUCCAAGGGAUAUCCGUAGAACAAUAUAGUGCUCUGACCACUCUAAUGCGUCGGGAACAAUGCGCUAGAAAGCUCCUGGAAAGCCAAAUCCUGUCUAUGCAGCAGGAGAUCCGGCGUCUCCAAACCGGCGAGCCUUGGGGUCCAUCACAGGGAAGCUCCUUUUUACGAUCCUCAAGUCCUGACUCGCAGAUGUUGCCUGGCCCAUACCUUCAUGAUUCCCCUAGACAGGGGCUGCCAAAUCCCUGGCAACAGCCACGCAACACAGAACCCUCUCGAAACCACAGCAACUCGUCUAAUAGCUAUCGCCAUAAUUCCGACUCCAGUCGUUAUAACACCUAUCGCCGUUCUCGAAACGACUAUUCCGUACCACACUCUAAUCAUAUUCCGGGGAUGAUAUAG
Messenger RNA from Microsporum canis CBS 113480, 1779 nucleotides. RefSeq lists its product as hypothetical. The coding region runs from base 1 to 1779 and encodes 592 amino acids. The transcript has 2 exons. The record is from RefSeq and is a predicted model, not a curated record. NCBI's taxonomy places the organism in Eukaryota, Fungi, Ascomycota, Eurotiomycetes, Onygenales, Arthrodermataceae.